Hipposideros armiger (great roundleaf bat) is the source of this 3623-nucleotide messenger RNA. It is a transcript of the gene SEMA4C, whose product is annotated as semaphorin 4C. NCBI's taxonomy places the organism in Eukaryota, Metazoa, Chordata, Mammalia, Chiroptera, Hipposideridae. Gene Ontology annotation, cellular component: plasma membrane; synaptic vesicle membrane. Gene Ontology annotation, biological process: axon guidance; negative chemotaxis; neural crest cell migration. Gene Ontology annotation, molecular function: semaphorin receptor binding; chemorepellent activity. The transcript is spliced from 15 exons. The record is from RefSeq and is a predicted model, not a curated record. Bases 227 to 2731 code for a protein of 834 amino acids.
CGCUGGAGAAAGAGCCGGCGCCAGCCGCGGUGGCGCGGGGAUCCGGAGCCCAGGGACGCCGAGUCGAGCCGGGACUGAGGGGCGGUGGCACCUGGGCCGCGGAGAAGGCGCGCGCGGGCGGGAGGGGGCGGCCCGGGAUCGGAGCCGCACGCGAGGGCGGCGCCCAGGGACUCCAGCGGCGAGGAGCAGGGCAGCUGGCCUGGAGCUUAUAGCUGGGGCGUGUGCCAUGGCCCCACACUGGGCUGUCUGGCUGCUGACAGUGGGGCUGUGGGGCCUGGGCAUCGGGGCUGAGGUGUGGUGGAACCUGGUACCCCGGAAGACGAUAUCUUCUGGGGAGCUGGCCACAGUGGCACGGCGGUUCUCUCAAACGGGCAUCCAGGACUUCCUGACACUGACCGUGACCGAGCAGACCGGACUCCUGUACGUGGGGGCCCGGGAGGCCCUGUUUGCCUUCAGCAUGGAGGCUCUGGAGCUGCAAGGAGUGAUCUCAUGGGAGGCGCCUGCAGAGAAAAAGGCUGAGUGCAUCCAGAAAGGGAAGAGCAACCAGACGGAGUGUUUCAACUUCAUCCGCUUCCUACAGCAAUAUAACGCGUCCCACCUGUACGUGUGUGGCACCUACGCCUUCCAGCCCAAGUGCACCUAUGUGGACAUACUCACCUUCACCUUGGAGCGCAGAGAGUUUGAGGAUGGGAAAGGAAAGUGUCCUUAUGACCCUGCUAAGGGCCACACUGGCCUCCUUGUGGACGGCGAGCUGUACUCAGCCACACUCAACAACUUCUUGGGCACGGAGCCUGUUAUCGUGCGUAACAUGGGGCCCCAUCACCCCAUGAAGACAGAGUACCUGGCUUUCUGGCUCAAUGAACCUCAUUUUGUUGGCUCUGCCUAUGUCCCCGAGAGCCUGGGUAGCUUCACUGGCGACGACGACAAAGUCUACUUCUUCUUCAGUGAGCGGGCUUUGGAGUAUGACUGCUACACGGAGCAGGUGGUGGCCCGUGUGGCCCGCAUCUGCAAGGGAGAUGUGGGGGGUGCACGGACCCUGCAGAAGAAGUGGACCACGUUCCUGAAGGCUCGGCUGGUGUGCUCAGCCCCCGACUGGCAGCUCCACUUCAACCAGCUGCGAGCACUGCACACCCUGCAGGACGUCUCCUGGCACAACACCACCUUCUUUGCGGUUUUUCGGGCACGAUGGGGCGAUGUGGACCUGUCAGCAGUCUGCGAGUACCAGCUGGAAGAGAUCCAGAGGGUGUUCGAGGGUCCCUACAAGGAGUACCGUGAGCAAUCCCAGAAGUGGGGCCGCUACACUGAUCCUGUACCCAGCCCGCGGCCGGGCUCGUGCAUCAACAACUGGCACCGUCGCCACGGCUACACCAGUUCUCUGGAGCUGCCUGACAACACCCUCAACUUCAUCAAGAAGCACCCGUUGAUGGAGGAGCAGGUGAAGCCUCGCUGGGGCCGGCCCCUGCUUGUGAAGAAGGACACCAACUUCACCCACCUGGUGGCUGACCGUGUCACAGGGCUGGAUGGAGCCACCUACACAGCACUGUUCAUUGGCACGGGAGACGGCUGGCUGCUCAAGGCUGUUAGCUUGGGACCGUGGGUCCACCUAAUUGAGGAGCUACAGGUGUUUGACCAGGAGCCCGUGGAAAGCCUGGUCCUGUCCCGGAGCAAGAGGCUGCUGUUUGCGGGCUCCCACUCGCAGCUGGUUCAGCUGCCCCUGGCUGACUGCGUGAAGUACCGCUCCUGUGCAGACUGUGUCCUCGCUCGGGACCCCUACUGCGCCUGGAGCGUCAACACCAGCCGCUGUGUGCCCGUUGGUGGCCACUCUGGGUCCCUGCUGAUCCAGCACGUGAUAGUCUCAGACACCUCAGGCAUCUGUAACUUCCGAGGCAGUAAGAAAGUCAGGCUCACAUCCAAAAACAUCACAGUGGUGGCAGGCACAGACCUGGUGCUGCCCUGCCGCCUCUCUUCCAACCUUGCCCAUGCCCGCUGGACCUUUGGGGGCCGGGACCUGCCUGCAGAACAGCCUGGCUCUUUUCUGUAUGAUGCUCGACUACAGGCCCUGGUUGUGAUGGCCGCCCAGCCCCGCCAUGCUGGGGCCUAUCACUGCUUUUCCGAGGAGCAGGGGGCACGGCUGGCUGCCGAAGGCUACCUUGUGGCUGUGGUGGCGGGCCCAUCGGUGACCCUGGAGGCCCGGGCACCCCUGGAAAACCUGGGACUAGUGUGGCUUGCUGUGGUGGCCCUGGGGGCCCUGUGUCUGGUACUGUUGCUGCUCGUUUUGUCACUGCGCCGGCGGCUACGGGAGGAGCUGGAGAAAGGCGCCAAGGCAGCGGAAAGGACCCUGGUAUACCCUCUGCAGCUGCCCAAGGAGCCCACUAGACCCCCCUUCCGGCCUGGCCCCGAAACUGAUGAGAAACUCUGGGAUCCUGUUGGCUACUACUACUCGGACGGCUCACUCAAAAUUGUGCCCGGACACGCCCGGUGCCAGCCUGGGGCUGGGCCCCCUUCUCCGUCUCCUGGCAUCCCUGGCCAGCCCCUGCCAUCCCCAACUCGGCUUCAGCUGGGAGGUGGGCGGAACUCAAACGCCAACGGUUAUGUGCGCUUGCAGCUAGGUGGGGAGGACCGUGGCAUGGGGCUCGGGCACCCCCUGCCCGAGCUGGCGGAUGAACUGAGGCGCAAACUGCAGCAGCGCCAGCCCCUGCCAGACUCCAACCCCGAGGAGUCCUCAGUAUGAGGACCCUGCCACGACACGUCGGCGGGGCAGCCUGGGAGCCAUGGCUCCCACUUUUGCACAGGCACCAGCUACCUCAGGGACAUGGCGCGGGCACCUGCUUUGCUGGGACAGACCCUGCCCAGCACCCACCCAGCUAUGAGGACCUGCUCUGCUCAGCAUGGGCACUGCCACUUGGUAUAACUUACCAGGGUACCACCCACCCAGAAGGCGCCUUUCUCCUCUCUGUGAGGGGCUGUGAAUCGCGGACAUGUGGGACCCCAGCAGCCAAAACUUCAAGGCAGAAGUUGGAGGUGUGUGUGUGCGUAUGUAUGCGUGUGUGUGUGCAUGUGUAUGUGCACAUGCGUGUGUGUACACGUGUGCGUGCCUGUGCACACGGGCAUGUUGGAUAGCCUUCCUGUUUCUGUCAGUCUUCCCUUGGCCUGGGGUGGUCCUGGUAAGUCAUUGGAGCUAUGAAGGGCAAGGGGUCAGAUCACUUUGCCUCUCCUAUCCCCACCUGUCCACAGGGUGGGGCAGCGAUGUACAUAUGGGGGUGGGUGGGGCAGGGUGCUGUGCUCCUUGGGGGAGUGCAGGGCUUUGGGGUGGGCCUAGCCCUGCUCUUAGGGUUGUGAAUGUUUUCAGGGUUGGGGGGAGGGAGAUGGAGCCUCCUGUGUGUUGGGGGGAAAGGGUGGGAGGGGCCUCCCACUUGGCCCUGGGGUUCAGUGGUGUUUUAUACUUGCCCUCUAUAUACAGGACUGGGAGGGGAGAGAAGGUGGGCAUGCUAUGGAUAUGGCAUAUCCUCUCCCAGCCCUGGAGGAGGGCUUCUAAUGGUGUAACUUAUUGUGUCCCCUCAUAUUUAUUUGUUGUAAAUAUUUGAGUAUUUUUAUAUUGACAAAUAAAACGGAGAAAAUGAAAC